AUGGGUACACAAGGGGAGGACGAAAUGAAUAUCGAUUAUAAUUAUGGAAAUCAAAAAGAUCCUGAUGGAAAUUUUCAGAUAGAACAUGGAAAUGCAGAGAACAAAGAACAAGACUUUAAUGACUAUCAAUAUGUAUCUCGUAAAAAUCGAAAAAGAAGAAAUGACAUAAAUGAUCAGGAGCAUACCACGAAUUCUAUAUAUUCUCCAAAACGUAGGCUUACGGAUCAAUCCAAGGGCAGUACUAGAGAAAACAAUCAUACAUUGAAUAAGAAAAGUGGUGAAUCAUCAAUACGUAAACAAAUUUAUGAAUCAACGAGUAGAAAACAUCAUACACGUGAAUUUUUUCCACCAUUUCGUAUUAUUAUAAAGGAUGAUCAAUAUCCACCACAAGAUGUCGUAAUAAUCAAAGAACUAAAUAAAAAAUGUAAAUUGAACCUUACAUAUGGUCGCAUGUCCUCAUCGAAAACCAACAAAUGUUAUCUACUCUAUUGCAAUACAUCAGCUCAAUUCGAAUACUUUCUAGAUAAAUCGAACUGGCCCGACAAGAUUUGCGACUGUGAUUACACGUUUGAUUCACCAACUAGAAUUCCGUCAUCAUAUUCUAUUGUGAUGCUGAAUGUUCCUACACAAUGGGAUGUAUCAAAUUUUUGUGACGAACUAAAAUUACAAUAUAAAACUAUUAUUAAGGGUGAACGUCUAUAUGUUCGGGGCGCACGCCCCAUUCCUAAAAUUCGAAUAGACUUCUCUUCAAACAAGGAACUUUUGAAAAUAUUACAAAGUAAACGAAUGUUGCUUGACGAUGAAAAUACAUCUUAUCCAAUCGAACCGUAUGUAGCACCUCCUCGUAUACUCAGGUGCUAUAUCUGUCAACAAUAUGAUGAUCACAUAGCAGCACACUGUCCUAAUAAAGACAAACCAAUAUGUUUCAAAUGUGGUGAACAACAUCAAUAUAAUCCAGAAUGUCAAAAUAAAAUUUGCUGCGUGCACUGUAAAGGGGAUCACCUUGCUGGCAAUCCUAAUUGUCCGAAGAAAAUUGAAACUCGUGAGUUAAAGAAAUAUCAAGCUAAACCACUAACGUUACCAUCAUCCUACUUAGUAAAUUCAAAUAAGUGGACAGGAAAUAGUGCACAACAUCUUUUUGGAAAUGCAUCAGCAACGUCCAAACAAGUAAACAAUAAUAUCAAUAAAAACGAUUUUCCACUACAGCUGUUGGACACAAUGCAUUCAAAUAUACAAAGUGUACUACAACAACAAGUAGAAUUGAAUAGACAUAUAAAAGAACAAACUACACAAUUAAAUUGCCAAGCAAAUGAAAUUAUUAAAAUCAAUCGAACUCUUCAUGAAGUCAUAUGUCCAUUGUUAAAAGAAGUAACACAAAUAAUAUAUGCACAGAGUAACUCACAUCAAAAACGACAAAUUGAUUCUCCAUAUAAUAAGUUGGUAGAUUACCUUAAUCAAAAAGACUUAAAUCAAUCGCUAGUAAACUUAGCGCAAAUAAACACAGUAUUACAACAACAACAACAACAAAACACAACCAAUACGACAGCUCCAUCAAAUGACAUUACUACUCAUACAAAUAAUGAAUCCGAAUUCUAA
Molecule: messenger RNA, 1596 nt
Organism: Rotaria socialis
Lineage: Eukaryota; Metazoa; Rotifera; Eurotatoria; Philodinida; Philodinidae
Source: the annotation of a GenBank genome assembly